CGCCUGCCUGUAAGGUCCUCAGUGCGCUGCAGCCCGGAGCUGCGGUCACCGCCGGGUCUCUCUCGGUGAGUGCCUGUGUCCCUUCACCGCUCGCCCGUCCCGGGGUGAGUGUGAAUUCGUUCCAAAGGGCGCAGGUACUUGGCGGCGGUGCUGCCCAUGGCCCGGCCGGAGAGAGGAUUGAGGGCGCCGGACCGGCUGGACGGGUACGCGACUCAGUAAUUGGCAACUGGAGAUGCUCAUGUUCCAGUAAUCAAGAGGGAGCCUUGCUGCUACUUCAUGAUCCAGGGGCGUGUGGCCCAGUGAAGUUCCUGAGCUGUACAGCAUGACCUUGCUGCUCCUGGGUGCGGUGCUGCUGGUGGCCCAGCCCCAGCUUGUGCAUUCCCACCCGGCUGCUCCUGGCCCUGGGCUCAAACAGCAGGAGCUUCUGAGGAAGGUGAUUAUUCUCCCAGAGGACACCGGAGAAGGCACAGCAUCCAAUGGUUCCACACAGCAGCUGCCACAGACCAUCAUCAUUGGGGUGCGCAAGGGUGGUACCAGAGCCCUGCUGGAGAUGCUCAGCCUGCAUCCUGAUGUUGCUGCAGCUGAAAACGAGGUCCAUUUCUUUGACUGGGAGGAGCAUUACAGCCAAGGCCUGGGCUGGUACCUCACCCAGAUGCCCUUCUCCUCCCCGCACCAGCUCACAGUGGAGAAGACACCCGCCUAUUUCACUUCGCCCAAAGUGCCUGAGAGAAUCCACAGCAUGAACCCCACCAUCCGCCUGCUGCUUAUCCUGAGGGACCCAUCCGAGCGCGUGCUGUCCGACUACACCCAGGUGUUGUACAACCACCUUCAGAAGCACAAGCCCUACCCACCCAUUGAGGACCUCCUAAUGAGGGACGGACGGCUGAACCUGGACUACAAGGCUCUCAACCGCAGCCUGUACCAUGCACACAUGCUGAACUGGCUGCGUUUUUUCCCGUUGGGCCACAUCCACAUUGUGGAUGGCGACCGUCUCAUCAGAGACCCUUUCCCUGAAAUCCAGAAGGUCGAAAGGUUCCUGAAGCUUUCUCCACAGAUCAACGCCUCGAACUUCUACUUUAACAAAACCAAGGGCUUCUACUGCCUGCGGGACAGUGGCAAGGACCGCUGCUUACACGAGUCCAAAGGCCGGGCGCACCCCCAGGUGGAUCCCAAACUACUUGAUAAACUGCACGAAUACUUUCAUGAGCCAAAUAAGAAAUUUUUCAAGCUCGUGGGCAGAACAUUCGACUGGCACUAAUUUGCCGUCUGCUAGGCUCGGGACUUUUCCUGUUGUUAACUUCUGGUGUACAUCUGAAGGGGGGAGGAAAAUAAUUUUAAAAAGGCAUUUAAGCUAUAAUUUAUUUGUAAAACCCACAAAUGACUUCUGUACAGUAUUAGAUUCACAGUUGCCAUAUAUAGUAGUUAUAUUUUUCUACUUGUUAAAUGGAGGGCGUUUUGUAUUGUUUUUCAUGGUUGUUAACAUUGUGUAUAUGUCUCUAUAAUAUGAAGGAACUUAACUAUUGCACUGAAAAAAUAAGAGAUUUUUUUUUCUGGAGACGUCUUUUUUUGUUGUUGUUGUUGUUUUAAAUAUAAUUAACCUGCCUCCAAUCCAAAAUAGCUCUUUGUUUUCACCCUCCUUGUCAAAUCUAUAAUCUUUUUCUGCUUAAAAAAAAUUUAUUGGUAUUA
Molecule: messenger RNA, 1686 nt
Organism: Mus caroli (Ryukyu mouse)
Lineage: Eukaryota; Metazoa; Chordata; Mammalia; Rodentia; Muridae
Gene: Hs3st1
Product: heparan sulfate-glucosamine 3-sulfotransferase 1
Molecular function (GO): [heparan sulfate]-glucosamine 3-sulfotransferase activity
Source: RefSeq, a predicted model, not a curated record